Gryllus bimaculatus (two-spotted cricket) is the source of this 5446-nucleotide messenger RNA. The record is from the annotation of a GenBank genome assembly. NCBI's taxonomy places the organism in Eukaryota, Metazoa, Arthropoda, Insecta, Orthoptera, Gryllidae.
UAUAAUUCAUAAAAUUGACUGUAAUGUGAUCACUAUAAUAUGUAAAUUUUAAAAACAACAACAGACGACUAUUUAUUUUGCGAAUAUUGGUGAUACUGCUAUAAAAAUUCACGUAGGUGAGGAAAAACGGCAAGGUUGAUCGUUGAUGUUAUGUUAUGGUGAUGCCGAUGAUUGGAGUGAUUCGUUCAGGGCAAGUUGAAGAUACGUGUUGAAGUAUCUUUCAGUGUCAUGAGAUAAUGCUUUGUGACACACAGUAUUUUGAGUGGCUGACAAGAAAUUGUGAAUUUGUUGUUUUUAUAAUUUUAUUUAUUACUCUUAAAGAUGGACAAGGUGCAGCUGUGUGAAAGUUUGAUGAAAUGGCUGCAGACAUUUGAUGUUGAUGCUCCUCACAGCACCGUUGAAGAAGUGAGUGAUGGAGUAGCAAUGGCACAGGCUCUGACCCAAAUAGCACCUGAGUGGUUUGGCGAUGCAUGGAUGUCAAAAAUUAAGACUGAUACUGGCAACAAUUGGCGACUGAAGGUUAGUAACUUGAAGAAAAUAGUGGAAGGCAUAGUUGACUAUUACCAUGACAGUAUUAAUCAACAUUUCGCUGACUUCAGUAAACCAGAUGUUAUUAAAAUUGGAGAAAAGUGUGAUGCGGCCGAGCUUGGACGUUUGCUGCAAUUAAUUUUAGGAUGUGCAAUCAAUUGCAAUCACAAACAGGAAUACAUAACAAGGAUAAUGUCCAUGGAAGAAUCAGUUCAACAAGUAAUCAUGCAGUCUAUUCAAGAACUUGAGAAUAGUUCGCAUGGAUCUGUACAAUCUAGUAUUGGAACAAGUCUAGGUAUUGAUUCUGAUCCAGAACCACAAGUCCAGAAACUGCAAUUAGAAAUAGAACUUGCUACAGAAGCUCGGGAUCAAAUGGCUCAACGUUGUCAUGAAUUAGAUAUGCAGGUAACAUUGCUGCAGGAGGAAAAGGGAAGUGUAUUAAUGGAGAACAAAAGACUGCAUGAAAGACUAAAAGAAUUUGAAAAUUUAGAUGAUCCGUCUGGAACUGGUCACAGGUACAAAGAAUUGAGGAAACAAGUAGACGUUCUAAAAGAAGAACUCUUUAAAAUGGAAACAUCUCAGGACGAUUAUCGUGUGAAGGCUGAGUCACAGGAGAAGGAACUUUUGGAAUUGCAGACAAAAGUUGAAGAGUUGCAGAGAAUGGCAGAUGAAGCGCAACACUUGAAAGAUGAAAUUGAUGUUCUAAGGGAAACAGCAGAUAUGGUUGGCAAAUAUGAAGCUACUAUCGAGUCAUACAAGAAAAGACUGGAAGAACAUGGAGAUUUACGAAGGCAAUUAAAAAUUCUUGAAGAAAAAAAUACAGAUUACGUUCAACAAAAUAUGGAACUUGAAGAAGAAAUGAAGAAAAAUAGCGUUGUAAAAUCACAAUUAGAACUAUACAAAAAACAAGUCGCAGAAUUAGAUCAUCGUUUAAACGAAGAAACGAAGCGAGCAGAUAAAGAGGAAUUUGAAUGCAAAAAAUUACAAGAAAGAUUAAAUGCCAUCCAGAGAGAGAAAGAGCGCUUAAUUGUGGAACGAGACUCUUUAAAAGAAACAAAUGAAGAAAUGAAAUGCUCCCAACAACAAAUGCAGAUUCGAGGAGUUGGUCCUUCAGGUGCUCCUGAUGGUUUGAUGCCUGAAAGUGUUACUGAAAAUAUGAUUCCUCCAGAAGUCAAAGAAAGAUUGGUAAGACUGCAACAUGAGAAUAAAAUCCUUCGUUCCAAUCAACGUUCACAGGAAGAUGAAAAUGUCCAAGUUCUGAAAGAAAUGUUGGAGAGUGCUAAAGAAAGAGUUACUCAAUUAAGGCAAGAAAAGAGAAAUGCUCAGCAAAGAAUUCUGGAACUAGAAAGUCAAGUAGAAGAAAUGCAGGAACGUGAUGGUGGAGGAGGAGCUGGGCUACGCCAACAUCUUACAGAUAUGCAAAGUCAGUUGCGUGUUUAUCAACGAGAAAAGGAAGCACUGACAUCUCAGGUGGAAGAACGCGAUGUAUCCCUGAAUGAGUGUAAGCAAAAAAUUGCUUCAUUGCAAGAUGCCCUGCGACAGAAAGAAUCAGAAAUGCAAAAAUUGGAGGAACAACAUAAAAGAAAUAUAGAGAAGGCCAAGAAUGUGAUCAAAACUCUUGAUCCUAAGCAAAAUCCUGUACCAGCUGCUGAAGUAGCUGUCCUAAGGAAUCAGGUCUUGGAGAAAGACAAAAUUAUUGAAGAUAUGGAGGAGGAAAAGGAACAAAGUAAAGCAUUCCGAGAUAUUGAAAAUAAACUAAUGGUUUCAGCAUUCUACAAACUGGGUGGAACUCGUCAGAGGGAAUCUGUGGAUCAUCGGCUUGCAACAUUGAGUUCAGGACAAAAUCAGUCAUUUCUAGCCCGACAACGCCAAGCAGCUGCCCGAAUUGCCCCUGUGGAUCUACAUUAACUUAAGAGUAAAUAGACGUAGUAUUUUUUAAUUGCCUCAAGAAUUGACAUAUGGUUAAUUUAUUUUGGUCAAGUAGUUUUCCAGACAUUGUCAUAUAAUGUUGAAUAAACAUUGGUAAACUAAGAGGACAAAUUUGUGUCUGACAAUAGUACUUGACUCUCAGUUGCAAUAUUCUGUAUGGAUACUUUUGUCUCAAAAAAAUUGUGCAAGACGUCGGAUAGAUCGAGGAUAGCUCGAACUUGCCCUAAGGAAGAACGAAGAGUGAAGUAUUCCAUAUUGACAGUCUAUGGUGCUGCUAAUAUCUAUGUCACAUCUCAAUACAGAACAUUCUUGAAAGACUUUAAUUGUAAUUUAUUGUACUAAAUGCAAACAAACAAAAAAUGUGUAAAAAUUUUUUAUAUUUGUCUACAGUUCUUGUGUGUGAACUGAGUUCAUGUCUAGUGGAUAUGUAUAGGAAGUUGGAUGUAUCUUAAUAAUGAUACAUUUGAUUAAUAAAUUAUGUUACAAAUUUUAGAACUGAUGCCAUUUUCUUAUAAAGAAAAUGAAGAAUGUUUUUGUAUUGUUUUGUUAUUACUUAUGGUCAUGUUGCUCAUUGAACAUGAAACAAAAGAAAUAUUAAAACCAAACAAAAUCCUAUAUAUAUAAUAACUUAUUUAUAAAUAUAUUAUCUUGUAUUUAUUAUUAUUUCAGCAGAGUAUUUAUUAGCUGUUAUUUUGAAGAAAUUUUAUUAACCUACCUCAGGUUUCUUUUGUUAUGUAUUAAAAAUAUGUUUCUUGAUCUAUCAGGAUUAGCAGAAACCAAUGUAUUGCUGUGAAUCAAAGAAACAAAUUUGUAUCAAGUUAAAAAAAGCUAGUUAUAAGCAUUUUUUUCUUUUUCAUUAAUGAAACUAUGUUGACUGAAAAGAGACAGUACUUGCUUCCUCAUAAAUGUACUGUAAUAACUUAAUUUUUCAAUUGCACCCCUUUCCAUUCUCAAGAAGGAAAUGAAAAAUACCACUAUCCUUGUCUGGAAGUGUUAAGUAAUAUUUUGAUGGCUGAUUCAUGAGAAAUCUGGAAUCCCAUAUUUCUCAUGCAUUGUGCUAAAAGUACCUAUAUAAUGUGUUUAAGAAAGCCUUCAAAAGAUUACUGAAAUCCAUUCUUGUGAAUGUUUGAAAAAUCACAGGUCGUCAAAGCUAAAUGCAUUGCACUGAGUAUAUUCAGGUCUAUAUUUUUAGUAAGGGCUUUAUAACAAUUAUUACUUUAAAAUGUGAUUGUAGUGAUUUAGAAAUAUUCUCCCUUGGGAUUACUGCACCAUUUUUAUCUCUGCAUAAAGUUUCAUAACAAGCACUGAAAGCCAAUCUAAUUUAUGUGGGAACAUUGAAGUGAAAUAGUAUUUAAAUAGUCCAUGACAAUCCAUGUUUAGAGGAAUACUUUUAAACUUUUCUCCUAAACAAGGAUGCAGAUGAUCAAAUUAAGUCAAUGUCAAAUACAGAAACAUUUCUGGUUGGUAGAACUGACAAGAAACCAAUUCCCGGAAAUUAAUGAACAAUUGAAGAUUUUGUCAAUGUUAACUUAUCAGGUUAUGAUGUUAUUGAUUAAAAAAUGAGUCAUGGAUUUAUUUGAAAAAAUUAAUUUUAAAUUUAUGAGUUUAUGAGAACUUUUUUUAACCAAUGCAAUUGAGAAAUUUCUUCCUGGUAAUUGAGUAAGUUAUUGCCUUUCAUUCUGGUAUUGUUUAUUUCCUCCCUUUGUGAAUCACAUUGAUCGUAUGCCUCUGUUAGUAGACACAUUUUAAAUAUUUUUCAAGGAUACUAUUAAAUAUACGUGAAUCUUUUCCUCAAAUCCGGUUUUAAUUACUCCUAAACUAUUGAAACCAUUUCGCUUUAUCUGAAGCAGUUCAAGACGUUUUGUUUUGUUUUUACAUAUUUACCCUGCCCAAAAUAUAUAUACUUAGACAUGGAGAUGUAGUAUUUGUAUCUGGGUGCUCUGGGAUUGAGAAGCACAAGGAUUAUAAAACACUGAAAAUUCUAGAAAAUAAUAUGACCAGAAUGAACUAUAGGAAGCUAGGUUAUGCUUUACAAAAAUCAUACAGAGCCGUGGAGAGUUGAAUGUGAUGUAAUAAUUGUGGUAUAGACGUUACUAGUGGUUAAAAUUUUUAAAGCACAAUUUAUAAUAAUGUGAAAAUUCACAUAGUGUUUAUUUAAUUUGAUUAACAGUUAUUAAAUUCAACAUUGAAUUCUAGAAAAAUCUCUAUACUCAACAUGGAAUUGUGUCAAAAAUAUUUUCAUUGAUUUUAAAACUGCUUGAAAAAUACUAUUUUUAAGUAUAAUUUAUUUUCAAUUGGGGCUUCCAUUUGCUUUCCGGGUAUAGUAAUACCUUUAGGUCAAUUGGAGGCUAAAAUAUAAGGUAGUAAUAAAUAGUAAAAUGGACUACAAAGAUGCAGUCUGAUAUACAGUUUGAAAUAUGUUGAGAAUUGUUUUUUGUAACAAACGGGGUAGUUGAGGCUGAGAGGUAGCCUUUGCUGUGUCCUGCCUGUUUGAACUGAGUCCUUUUUGCUCAAUCAAACAUGAGAUAUUUACUAAUGAAAAUUAAUUUGCUUAUAAACUACAAUAUUGGAAAAUUGAAUGUUGUUUGUUUUUUUCUUCACAUGCUCUUCUGGAUAAAGCAGUUUUAUAUCUGAUCGGAUGUUUAUUUCGCAGUAGUAAACAAAGAAAUUGUUACAUUUUCUGUAGUCAUUUGAACAAUUGCCACAGCAUAUAUUGAAGUGAAAAUGUUUUAUGAAUUAUUCUUCAGAAAAAAAAGUUUAUCAAUAAUCAUCAUCAGCAUUAAUCAUUCCAACUCUUUGUUUCAAAUGCAUUUUUUUUAAUUGUAGUUCGAGUGAAAUCUGGCAGAUAUUACUAUCUUUCAAUUGUGUCAUUUAUCUUUUAAUGCAAGACAUAAAGUUUAUUUUUAAUCUUUCUAAAAUUAAGUGACUACAGAGCUUUAGUAUCGGUGGUCCUUUACCAAUUCUUCUGUGUACUGUUAAAGGAAAAAAA